This is a messenger RNA of Porites lobata, 2049 nucleotides long. The record is from the annotation of a GenBank genome assembly. NCBI's taxonomy places the organism in Eukaryota, Metazoa, Cnidaria, Anthozoa, Scleractinia, Poritidae.
AUGGAUGUAAAGACCUUGCUGGAUAAUCUUCAUGAUGAAGUAUCCUGUUCUGUGUGUAUGUGUCCAUUCACUGAUCCAAAGCAGUUGCCUUGUUUGCACAGUUUCUGUCUUCACUGCCUGAACGGAAUUCAACGAACGAGCGGCGUCCGUGGUAAAAUUACGUGCCCCGAGUGUAGGAGACAGUUUCAGAUUUCUGGAAGUGGAAAUCCCAGCGAACUUCCCACCAAUUUUCGAAUAAACAGCCUGCUAGAUGUUUUGGCAAUUAAAGAGUGCAGUACAGUCAACGUAAAAUGCAGAAACUGCGACAAACGAAGCGCCCAGACCUCAUAUUGCUUCCAGUGUUGUUCCUUCUGGUGUGAAGAAUGUAUUGUAGGACAUAACAUAAUUCGAGAAAAUAAAGAUCACAGAACGCUAGCGCUGAAAGAUUUUCAAGAUCAAGACAUCAAAGCUGUUUUAGAGCGACCAGCAUUUUGUCAGAAGAAACACCAUGAAAACAAAGAGUUGGAGUUCUUUUGCAAGGACUGUGAAGUCGCCAUUUGCAACACUUGCGCUGUAACACUUCAUGAAGGUCAUGGUAAGAUGCCCUUGCAAGAAGCUACUGAUGAGCGCAAAACACAGAUAAACUCCAUGAUUCGAUCUUUGAAAGACAAAGUAGUGGAAAAACAAAAGGAAGUCGUACAAUUCAACCAAAAAAGCAUCGCAUUUCAAUCGAAAGUAACCGAGGUAAAAAGCCAAGUGCAGUCUUGUGUAGACCAAAUUAUUGCAAUCAUCGAAGCGAGAAAACAAGAUGUUUUUGAUGCAGUCGAUAAUCAAGCGAAACAAUCACUAGAAUCUCUGUCACAGAAAAAAGAAGAAGUGGAAAAACAAUUAAAAAGAAUUGAAUCCGCAAUUGAACAAACUGAAACUCUGUUGAAACGAAGCUUUAGCACUGAAAUCCUUGGAUUCAGUGAAACAUUUGAUACAAUCCUACAGGAACAGAGCACCCAAGAAAACCGUGACACUGAAUGUAUUCCUCGGUUUAGUUUCACUAAAAGUGAAAAACUGAUUAACUUGUUAAGCAUGAGUGAGGGGAUAGGUAAAGUAGAAUUUGUUUUUAGCGAAACUAAAGCGCAACAAUCAGGAACUAAAGGUAAAGAAAGUAGUAAAGUAAUUGCUGGGAAUAAAGGGGCAAAUGUUCAUGACAGUCCUCUUGACACUCAGGUUCAAACCAGGCGCUUCAGAUCUGUGCUGUCAUUUGGACAAAAAGGUGAGUCUGUUGGAAUGUUUUACCGUGCGUGGGGUGUGGCAGUGAAUGAUCAGGAUGAAAUUGCUGUGACUGAUUGCAGUAACCACAGGGUUUCAGUGUUUAGUAGUGACGGUACCCACUUAAGAUCCUUUGGUAGGAAGGGUCAGAAUAAUGGUGAGUUCCAGUUCCCUACAGGGAUCGCUUUUGAUAGUCAUGGCAAUAUUGUAGUGGCAGACUGUUAUAAUCACAGGGUGCAAGUCUUUGAUAGGAAUGGUAACUUUCUUAGUAAGUUUGGUGAAUAUGGAAGUCGUAAUAAUCAGCUUAAAUUCCCUGAAGGUUUAUCAAUAAACGGUAACGGUGAUAUUAUUGUUACUGAUAGAGGUAACAAAUUAAUCAAGAUAUUCUCUUCUAGUGGGAAGUAUUUACGUAAAUUUGGUGGAGCAGGUUCUUUGGUCGAACCCUAUCACUGUAUCCAACACGGUCAAUAUUUUAUAGUCUCAGAGGGUGGUGAUCAUUCCAUUAAAAUGUUUAAUCUUGAGGGAACGUUUAUUUCUAAAUCUGGAAAACAGGGGAACAAGGAUGGAGAGUUCAAUAAGCCCCGUUACUUGUCAGUUAACAAAGAAGGAUUGCUGAUGGUCUGUGAUUCAAAAAAUCACAGAGUUCAGGUAUUUGAACUGAGUAGAAAGUUUGUUACAAAGUUUGGAAGUAUAGGUAGUGAGAGAGGAGAGUUCAGGUUUCCAACGUCUUUAGCAAAUCUUAGUGAUGGAAGGAUAGUUGUGUGUGAAAUGAAUAACAACCGAAUCCAAGUGUUUGACAAGAUAUAA